UUCUUCCAAGAUUCAUUUUUGAAUCUUUACACGAUCAUGGUGGGUCCCCACCAUGCCUUCUUGGUGGGGUUGUUUGUCUUCUGGUGCACGUUGGUGGUGGCAGUGGCGAGGCCACUGCGUUCUGGGGCCCCCCUGCGUUCUUCUACUGAGCAAGAAGCGCUUCUCCAACUGAGUGAUUCUCUGGGUUUAAGGAGCAAAGAUUGGCCAAGAAUGUCGGACCCUUGUAUGACCUGGUCUGGUAUCGUCUGCAAGAACGGUCGUGUGGUCUCAAUCAAUAUCUCAGGAUUGAGAAGAACAACACCCGAGAGAAGUCACCACCGUCAAUUUGCAAUGGAAGCUUUGGCCAAUUUCACUCUCUUGAAGGCCUUCAAUGCCUCUGGUUUCCUGCUUCCAGGUCCAAUGACCAAGUGGUUUGGCUUCAACCUCCCUGCACUUAAGGUGUUUGAUCUUCGUUCUUGCUCCAUUACUGGUUCAAUUCCUGAUAGUUUGGGUCAACUCUCUUCACUUGUCAUUCUUGACAUUUCUAAUAAUUCUCUUUCUGGCCCGAUUCCCCCUAGCAUAGGAAAUUUAUUGGUUUUAAAGUACUUAAAUGUUUCCAACAAUCACCUGGAGUAUUUCACUCUUGAGCUGUGGUCUCUUCCAACUUUAGCUGUAUUGGAUUUAUCCUGCAACCAAUUCACUGGUGUUAUAGUUGAUUUUUCUUGGGCCGUUAAUUCUUCAUCAGUGCAGAAACUGGAUAUUUCGCAGAAUAUAUUUUACGGGGGUAUUCCUAGGCUCAAAUGGUUUAGAUCUCUAAACCUGUCCCACAACUACCUUCAAGGUAAGUUGCCAAAUCCAUUAGCUAAUCUAGUUGCAGAAAAGAACUGUCUGCCAAAAGUGCCAGGACAAAGAAGCAGCAGGGAGUGUGAUAUGUUCUAUCAUAAUAGGGGGCUUAAAUUUGUUGGCGGCAUUGGACACACGAGUAAUAAUAUAAAAGAGAUUGUCCUAGUAUCAUUCUCUGGUGUUCUCUGUACAGUUGCAGUGCUCGUGUUUGUAGCAGUUUUGUUUCUUUCGAAGGAUAGUUCUCAGUCCGUUGGAAAUAUAGGACUAGGAGUGACAUUUACAUAUAACCAGUUGCUCCAAGCAACGGGAGAUUUCAAUGAUGCAAAACUUAUCAAACAUGGCCACACUGGCGAUCUUUUCAACGGAUUUUUGGAGUGUGGCACGCAUGUUGUAAUCAAAAGGACCGGCACAUAUUCAACUAAGACGGACGCUUACCUAUCGGAACUGGACUUUUUCAACAAGGUUUCUCAUAAAAGAUUUGUACCCUUGUUGGGUCAUUGUCUCGAAAACGAGAAUCAUAAGCUUUUGGUUUAUAAGCAGAUGCCAUACGGGAAUAUGUCUGAUUGCUUAUUGCAAUUGGACUGGAUAACUAGGUUCAAAAUUGCUACUGGAGUAGCAGAGGCCUUAACGCAUCUGCAUCAUGAAUGUAUUCCACCCAUUGUUCACAGAGAUAUUCAGUUAAGCAGUAUACUUCUAGAUGAUAACUAUGAAGCUCGGCUGGGGAGUCUAAGUGAAGCCUGUGCUCAAGAAGGAGAAACUCUGAGCGGGUCCUCUGAGCAAGGCAAAUCUGGUUUAUUAACAACAGUUUGCGCCUAUGACGUUCAUUGCUUUGGGAAAGUGUUACUUGAGUUGAUUACCGGUAAUAUUGGACUCCGUGCAUCCAAUGAGGGUGACCUAUACAGAUGUGUUGAUCAGAUUCUACCUUGCACCUUGGACAAGGAGGCUGUGAAAAAUUUUUUGGACCCAACUCUGCGUGUUGAUGAGGAUCUCUUAGAGGAAGUCUGGGCUACAGCCCUUGUGGCCAAAGCUUGUUUAAACCUCAAUCAUUCAGACAAGCCGCGAAUGGAUUUGGUUCUCUUGGCCUUGCAGAGCCCUUCAAAAGUUCUAGAAUUCUGUGCAGAGUCUGCUUCACAUAUGUAGAGAGCCCUGUACAUAAGGCUUCAUAACAUGUUUCAAUUUUUUGAUCUAAACAAAUACUUGAGGAGAGAUAGAUAUAGAGUGCGAGAAGGCCAAGUGCUUUGGUAGAUAUAGAUACUUCUUUACUUGAUUUCAUCUGUAAUUGCUUGUGAAUAGAAAGAAGCCCAUUUUUCACUGAUUUUUUUUGCUUUUCUCUUUA
Molecule: messenger RNA, 2158 nt
Organism: Lotus japonicus
Lineage: Eukaryota; Viridiplantae; Streptophyta; Magnoliopsida; Fabales; Fabaceae
Product: probable LRR receptor-like serine/threonine-protein kinase At2g16250
Exons: 3
Coding region: 37-1962 (641 amino acids)
Biological process (GO): protein phosphorylation
Molecular function (GO): protein kinase activity; ATP binding; receptor serine/threonine kinase binding
Source: RefSeq, a predicted model, not a curated record